AUGAUUGAUGCUGCUUUUAUUGAGGGGCUUGGUGUCGGUGUUCAGGAACCGGAUGCUGUAGCCCAGAGUGUGGCACUUCUCUUUAGCGACCAGAAGCGCCAUGAGGAUGUGAUAUACAACUGGGAGGGGAAUUAUCUGGAGGUUAACAAGGCAGAAGGUGGAUUGCUGGCGACUGCGGAUGGAAUACUUGUGAAUUCAGUCAAUGAGGAAUCUGUUGUGCGGAAGUUCAGAGAAGGAAACAUGCUCGGUUAG
Penicillium robsamsonii is the source of this 252-nucleotide messenger RNA. RefSeq lists its product as uncharacterized. Lineage: Eukaryota; Fungi; Ascomycota; Eurotiomycetes; Eurotiales; Aspergillaceae. The record is from RefSeq and is a predicted model, not a curated record. The transcript has a single exon. The coding region runs from base 1 to 252 and encodes 83 amino acids.